AUGACGGAAGUUAGAAACGCUCCUAGUGUGGUCGAGCAGUGGAUUCGGAGUGGCACAUCCACUCAGAUAAGCCCCAGCGCAGAUACCUUGCCGACAUCUCGUGAUCUAAGAAGGAGUAGUGGGUUGGGAACCCAGAGUUCGUCGGAAGAGUCAUCACAAGAGAAGAUCCUCAUCCUAAGCGAAGCUCGGGCAGGAGACAGUGAUGUAGUAAUUGGGACUUUUCUUGUGCAAGUUGUCCCAGCGGUAAUCUUGUUCGAUUCCGGAGCGUCCAACUCGUUCAUAUCUCCGGGACUCGUGAAGAAGCUAGGCUUAAACGAAGGCGUUGGAGUGAACUUGAGUGUUAAGGUGGCAUCUGGAGAAGUUAAAACCUGCAACCGUCUCUUCAAAGACGUUAAGAUAGUUAUCGGUGGAGAAGAGUUUCCCAAAAGUGGUUUUGAAGGGCCAAGCGGGAAGAGAGUGUCAUACCGAGGAUCAACAGAGGAACCGGGAAUCAAGAUAGUGUCGAUGUUGAAAAUGAAAAAGUACGUUGGGAAAGGUCAUGAGAUAUUUUUGUGCUCCGUCAAAAAUUUGAAGGCGAAAGGGGAUGCGGCUCAGACCAUACCCGUUAUAUGCGAUUUCCUUGAUGUCUUUCCCGAGGAGAUUCCGGGUAUGCCUCCUCCGAGAGAAGUUGAAUUCUCAGUGGAUCUUGUACCCGGUACGGCGCCUAUAUCGAAAGCUCCUUAUCGGUUAGCGCCCAAGGAGAUGCAGGAGUUGAAGACCCAGUUGCAAGAGUUGUUAGACAAGGGCUAA
This is a messenger RNA of Ipomoea nil (Japanese morning glory), 789 nucleotides long. RefSeq lists its product as uncharacterized. Bases 1 to 789 code for a protein of 262 amino acids. Lineage: Eukaryota; Viridiplantae; Streptophyta; Magnoliopsida; Solanales; Convolvulaceae. The transcript is spliced from 2 exons. The record is from RefSeq and is a predicted model, not a curated record.